AUAAAUUUAUAAAAAAGUACACAAAAUAAAGCACUAUGCUCCACCCCCUUUGCCUUUAAAAAGCCCCCAAAUCCUCCUUUGCUCCUCCCCUUUCUCUCUUCUUCCUUCUCUUGCUUGUGUUCUUGGUUUCUGCUGCUUUUUCUUCAUAAAUUUGCACUUUCUUUCAAUGGGUUUCUUUGUAGAAGAUUCAGGUGUAAUAGUAACCCAUCUCCUGUACAAGGCAGCUGUUAUUCUGGCAGUCUUGAGAUGGGCUUUGUCUUGGGCAAUCAAGCUCAGAAACAGAACUCAUUUACCUUCCUCUACCAAUGAUUCUCUACACCAAUCCCAUCCUCUCCCUUCUUCCCAGCAGAUAAGGGACGGUCUGAUCUUGACCACUUUUGGUGACAUCACGGAGAGGAUUUCAGGAGCGUGUGACAAGUGUGCUGUCUGCUUGGGCCAUUUGAAAGACCAUGAUGUGGUCAGGGAACUGAGGAACUGCUGCCACGUGUUCCACAAAGAGUGCAUUGAUAGAUGGCUAGAUCAUGAUCAUGAUAAUCACAAAACUUGUCCGUUAUGUAGGGCGCCUCUUUUGACCACUUCACAGUGCUCGGCUUGGGUCAAGUCUGAGCCCAGUUGGGCUGUUGAGAGAAUUCUCUACCUAUUUGGAGAUGAUUUGUUUGUUCAAUAAUGGCUGCUUCCUUAUUUUAGUGGUUUAGGGCAAAAAUAGAGGGAAAAUAGGAUCAAUCAAUUUUGUAUGGAUUGGCCUUUGGAUAUGUCUAUAUUUGCAAUUUAUUGUUAAUUUCAUUUAUAGUUUUUAUAUUAUUUUACAAUUUUCGUUUAAA
Molecule: messenger RNA, 821 nt
Organism: Hevea brasiliensis (rubber tree)
Lineage: Eukaryota; Viridiplantae; Streptophyta; Magnoliopsida; Malpighiales; Euphorbiaceae
Product: E3 ubiquitin-protein ligase ATL4
Exons: 1
Coding region: 167-667 (166 amino acids)
Biological process (GO): protein ubiquitination
Molecular function (GO): ubiquitin protein ligase activity
Source: RefSeq, a predicted model, not a curated record